CCGCGGUAUUCUUCGGCAGAUGAUGCCACAUCAGGAAUUUCCCCACCCAGUGCACAGCAACCUAUGCCCGACUUCCGCGGCCGUUAGCCUUUGCGAAAGCUAUCGUUGUGCCCAACUGCAUCUCGAAUAUGAAGACGGAAAAGUAUUGCAUGUGAAGGGAUGUGUCGAUUAUCCUAUGGCGCAAUGGCAGGACGGCGCUUACAACUUUACCGACGAGAAAGGAGCGGUUGGCUGGUUCUACGGCUGCAAUUCGACCGACUUUUGCAACCAUGAGGCGGUGAACUGGCUCAAGGCCGAGGUCAAGAAGGCCGAAGAUCUGAAGGCCGAAGAAGCCGAGAAGCAGCGCAAAUCGGAAGAAGCCGAAAAGCAAAAGAAUUCUUCCCCGAAUACCCUCGCCUUCCCCAUUAUCGUGUUCCUUAUGAUCAUUCACUUCCGGCUUUUCAUC
Molecule: messenger RNA, 445 nt
Organism: Mesorhabditis spiculigera
Lineage: Eukaryota; Metazoa; Nematoda; Chromadorea; Rhabditida; Rhabditidae
Source: the annotation of a GenBank genome assembly